CGUUGCCGAUGCGAUGAAAGAGGGUAUUCUGGACCCAGAAACCGGAAGAUUUAUAACUGCAAGUGGGGAAAAAAUUGCAAUUGAGGAAGCUUACUCCAGAGGUUAUCUAGCGAGAAUAAAUACUACCGUGAAUAUUAAAAGAGGAGCGGUCGCGUUGUCAGAUGCGAUAUCACAAGGAUUGUUUGAUGACAGAGCGGGUCGGGUCGUUGAUAGAAAUACGGGAGACAAUUAUCUACUAGAUGAGGCGAUUGCUAAAGGAAUCAUAGAUUCGGAAAUCCGGGAGGUGGUCAAUACACGAAACGAUACUAAAGUCACAGUUUCUGAAGCGAUAGGACAAGGUCUUUUAAAUCCGAAAUCCGGCAAAUAUUUGGACGAUAAGUCAAUGGAGAAACUUUCACUAAAAGAGGCGCGAAGAAGGCAACUCAUUAUGAAACCCCUAACGCUUAAAGAUUGUACUGAUCUAGAGAUCAUUGAUGAAAAUGGAAAAAUCGCUAGUCCAGCUUAUCAAACAAAAUUGGGUAUUCUCGAAGCGAUUUCGAGAGGUGUUUUAGAUUCGGAUUGUAUAAAGUCAGUUUCGGAUACAAGAAGUGGUGAGUUUCUUACACUUUCUGAUGCUUUAGCUUGCGGAAUUAUACAACCGGAAGGUAAAUACAGAGACGCUUCUACGGGAAGGGUGCUGACGAUUCCUGAGGCUGUGGAUAAAGGUUUGAUAACCUCGGUUUCGCAGAAGUCUAUAUUUGAUAUUGACGGGUUUAAGGACCCUGUUUCUGGGGAAUUGAUCAGUUUGAAUGCAGCUUUACUAAAGGGACUUGUUAGUCCAAAAGCUGGGGGGUCUUUUGUUGUUGAUUUGAAAACUGGGAAAACUUUGUCGUUGAAUGAAGCAACAGAAGAAGGCCAUGCUAGACCCGAGGUGAUGGAAAUGUUAAAUAGAGGAAUAGGAGUUACAGAGAGAGGAAGGGAAGUGAGUGUGAUAGAAGCAGUUUUACUUGAACUACUUGAUCCUAAAACAGGACAACUGCUUGAUCCUAGAACUGGAAAAACAGUGCCUUUAGAAGAAGCGAUUAGGCGAGGUUUGAUAACACCAGACGGUGCUGCUUUACUCGCUAGCUUGUUAAAUAUUACGGUAACUACACAAACGAUGACGAAGACAAUAAAGAAGUACGUCACUAUUACAGAAUCUGGUGAAACCAUCACGAGGGAUUAUAAAAUAUCCUACGCAGAAGCAAUUUCUAAAAAUCUCUUAGAUGAAAAAACUGGAGAGUUUUUUGAUCCGGAUAGUGGAAGAGUUAUGAGUAUUCAAGAUGCAGUUAGGGAAAGUUUGGUAGGAGAGCUUUCUGACAGUCAGGUUGAGAAGUAUUCGCUGAAAAGAAUGAAGGAACCGAAGCAGAUGUUGUUUGAAACGACUGUUGUGCGGGAAAUUGGCGGAGUUGAGAAACCAAGAGAUGUUUCUCCUCCUAAAGCAAUAGGGACGACUACUACUAUCAUUAGUCGGGAAAUUGUUUCACCCUCAAGAGAUGAUUCAGUCGAUUCUCCUUUAUCUGUCAUUUCUGAAGCUUCCGUAUCCAUUUCCCCAUCUGAUUCUACGGGGCAGAGAUACAAAACUAGUACGGUUUUGGAGUUCAGAGAGUCUAGAGAAAGCUCAGUACCUACCAGGGAAAGUUCUGUAUCGCUGAAUAAAUCUGGUUCCGUUUCUCCAACAAGGGUAUUAAUUUCUAGCGCCGCUUCGAAAUCAAGUUCAUCUCCUUUAGAUGAAGAUUACAGAUCAAUUCCUGACGAAAGUUGUCCAGUGCCAAUGGAAUUUGAAUAUACUGAUCCCUCAGUUAAGAAUGAUAAGUGGGAAUCUGCGAAAUUUAUAGAACACGAAUCUGCAGACAAGAGUGCUUUUGAAAUACCAGCAGAUGGAUGGAUGCUCAAGGAAGUUCUCGACAGGAAGCUGUUUGAUUCUGAUAGUGGAAUGUGUAUGAUUCCUGGCACCGAUAGGUUAGUAUCCUUUGAAGAAUGUGUGAAACUAAGAAUAAUCAAUCCCAACUCAGCUAUUGUUGUCGAUCCGAAUAAUGGAAGGAAAGUUUCUCUUCUGAGAAGUCUUGAUAAAGGAAUUCUUGAUUCAACAGGUCACUAUACGUAUCCUCAAAAAAUAACGAUGAAAGAAGCCGUAGCAGAAGGAUGUGUAAUUCUUGAAGAAAGAAUCCUCGAAAUUGAAUCUUUAUCUCCUAGGUUGCUUCAAAUUACAAAAGUUCGUGGUGAACCAGACAAAGUCGAAAUUUCAAGUAUUGACGAUCCUACAAUGCAUGCAGAAGUCAAGACUUCAGAGAAUGAAACUAUUUUAGAUCCAGUGCAAGUUAAACAGGGAGUAAUUUACGAUCCAGUAACUGCCUUGGUAAUUUUCACAGAGUCUGGAGAAUCCGCUGAUCUUUUAACUGCUAUCAACGAAGGUGCUUUACAGCCUGAUGUUGUUGUAGUUAAAGAUCCACGAACUGGCAGAGAAAUUGGAGUAAAAGAUGCUAUUAGGGAAGGUAUAUUGGAUUCUGGUGAAGGCAGCUAUAAAGAUAAAAAUGGAAAAGGUAUGUCCUUAGCUGAUGCGACAAAAUUAGGUCUCGUGGCUGUUUUAGGAGCUCCUCUUGUAGCAGCAGCUGCAGCUGUCGAAGCUGUCAGAAAAGCAAUGAUUGAAGAUCCACGAACUGGUGAGAAAAUUCCUCGCGAAGUUGCAAUCGAACGAGGGCUCGUUAAGCCUGAUAAGGUGAUCAAAUCUACUUCCAUAAUCGUGAGAGAUCCUGAAACCGGAAAAGAAAUCCCAGCUAAAGAAGCUUUUGAGAAAGGUAUAAUUACCCCAGAAGAGCUUCAACAAGCGAUAAAUCUUCCUGAUUCGAAAGAAAGUAUCAAGGUUCCUGAAAAGAGUCAUAUAUUCCUUGAUGAAGGUGACGAAACAGGUCCUUCCUUAGGAGAAAAGACAAGAUCUCGUGUAACAACUGAACCGAAAUACAAGGUCACAAUUGGAAGAGCGAGAUCUCUAUCUCGAAGUCCUGAAAGGGAAGCGAAACCAAUUGUUCUUCAGAGGAUGAGAAAAAAAAUAGUCAGACCCAAGGAGGCUUUAGAGACAGGUUUAAUGGACAGAGAAACUGCUAAAGUUCUCGAGACAAAACUUUCCGGUAAUGAUGGGGAGCCUCUGACUUUAUCAGAAGCUAUCAAGGAACAUAAAAUAGAUGCAGAUAGUGGAAAGAUUGUAGAUCCACAAAGAGGCGAACCUUUGACAAUAAAAGAAGCAUUGCAGCGUGGAAUUUUAGAUCCAGAAAGUGCAGAUAUGCUAGUUCCUGUAGCUAAGAGUAUUUCUAUUCCUGAUUUAUACAAACAAGGCCUGAUAGAUCCACAGGAAGGUAAAAUCAUUCAUCCAGAAACGGGAGUCGCACUUAAUUUGAAUGACGCGAUAGUUUGCGAAAUUUUGGAUCCCUGUUCCAAGCUUGCGGAUCCUAGUGGGAAGCAAGUAACAAUCGAAAGUGCCAUUUUGAACAAUAUAAUUGACCCAGAUAGUUCUAUAGUUCAAACUCAAAACGGUGAGAUGACAUUGGUUAAGGCAGUGGAAGCUGAUGUCUUUGAUGCAGAAGACACAAGGAAUCUAACAGAAAUUCCUCCAGCAGGUAUGACAUUCUCUGUAGCCUUGAAACGAGGUCUUGUGGAUGCCAAAAGGAAAAACAUCACUCAUCCAAUAACUGGCGAGCUCUUGUCUCUUGAAGAAGCGAUACAGACAGAUUUUAUAAUGGCCUUACCCUAUCCAGCAGCACCUGAUAACAUAGAAGUAACAAAAGCUCUUGACUCUGGUCUUAUAGACCAAAAGAAAGGCGUAUUAUAUCAUCCGAAGACCGGCGAACAAAUUCCUGUUAGUGAAGCCGUAGAAUCGGGUCUACUUGUUAUUAAAUCCCAACCUGAAAAUAUGGGAACUAUAAAAGCUGUUGCGGAAACUAUAACUUCUUAUCAUACAAUUAAAACAAAGACUGUUGAACUCGCAGCUGGUUUUGUGCUUGUGAGUCCUACUGAAGUUCAAGAUGUCAAUACGGGUCAAACAAUACCAAUGGAAGAGGCAAAGAAAAAAGGUAUUGUUAGAGAUGAAUCAGAAACUAAAGAAGAAUUUACAACAAGGGAUAUCAAGAUGACAUUUAGUGAUGCUGUUGAGCAAGGAUUAGUAGACAUGGCCGCUGGAACCUACACGGAUCCCAAUUCGGGAGCAGUGAUGCCAAUCGCUGAGGCUGUUGAGGUGGGAAUUCUUGAUACUUCCUUGCCUGUUAGUGAUCUUGGUACUAGUACUAGAAGGAAUAGUUCCUUUACUGUUUUGGAAGCAUUCCAGCAAAUUUACGAUGAGAAGACUGAGAAAUUCCAUGAUCCUGCUAGUCAGAAGUCUUACAACCUCACGGAAGCGAUAGAUGCUGGUCUUAUUGAACCAGACGCAGUUGUUUAUGAUGUAAAGUCUGCAGAAUCUGUCACUACUAAAGAAGCAGUGAAGAAGGGCUUGCUUCACCCAAAAACAGGGAAAUUGAAGGAUAGAAGUGGAGGUUCUAUGUCAGUUGCUGAUGCAGCUAAAUUAGGUUUAUUAGCUGUUGUUGCCGCUCCGAUUUUAGCUGGUAAAGCUGUGAUUGAUGCUGUUAAGAGUAAAAAGAGUUCUGGAGAAGUUAAAAUUAGUCCUUCAGUUCCUCCAAGAGCUUCUAAAGUACAAUUUUCUACACCAGAAGUUUCUAAACUAGAAGUUUCUAAGCCACAAGUUGCCAAGAUAGAAACUUCUAAACCAGAAGCUUCUAAGAGACAAUUACCUAUAAAAGAAAUUUCCAAAAAAGAUCUACCUAUCAAAGAAGUUCCUAUAAAAGCAUCCAGUCCUCUACAAACGAAAGAAAACGGAAAAACUGAUGAGACCAUUAUGCAGAUUGAAGAAACUGAUCAAGUUCAAGAAGAAAUAGAAUCAACGAUAGUCACAACAAUUCAGGAAGCUAUUGAAAAUGAAAGAAUUGAUCCCAGAAUUUGUCGGGUUAUCAUUCAGGGAAGGGAAUUGCCGUACACAGUUCAUGAAGCUCUUCAAGAAGGUCAAAUCGGUUUCACGGAAACGAUUGAGAUUCUUUCGAAGACGCAAGUAAGCAUAUUAGACGAUAGGCCGCGAUUCAAAAUUCCCAUAAGUCAAGAUCUAACACCAGAGGACCUUGCAGAGUUGGGUGCAUUUGAUUUAGAAGCAGAUAGAUUCACAGAUCCAGGAACAGGGAACUUAGUAUCUUUCAACGAAUUCGUACUCGGUUUGGAAAUAUUUGAUCCUGAUAGUGUAAUAGUAAAAGAUAUCACAAGCAAAGCACAAAAAUAUGUGACGCUUAGAGAAGCGAUAGAAAGACCGUUGUUAGAUCGGAACGUAGGCUAUAUGGUAGAUCCAAAAAGUGGGAAGAAGAUUCCAUUUUUUGAGGCGAUUCGAUUUGGUUGGAUCGUAGAAAAUCAACCAGAACUGAGGGAAGAUCAGCAGGCAUUGUCUUUGGAUGAUGCUGUUGAAUUUGGCGCAUGUGAUCCUGUGACUGGUGAAGUUCUUGAUCCUACUUCUGGCAUAUCAGUAUCUCUAGCUGCUGCUAUCAAGAAUGAUCUUGUUGAUCCAGAUUCCGUCAGUAUAAGAAAUCCCGCAACUGAUGAAAUUUUGUCUUUGUCUGAAGCAAUUGAAUCCGGUAUUAUUGACCUCACUAAGGAAGUAAUUGUGAAUACUGAAACUAAAGUACAAACAGAUCUAAAGAUGGCCUUCUUGCAAGGUCUGGUGGUUCCUAGACUUCGAAAACCUAUUUCUCUCGAAGCAGUUAUAAACAAAAGUCUCUAUGAACCUGAGAGUGGUAAAAUUCAGGACACUUUUACGAAUCAGUAUAUUGAUGUCGAGGAAGGAGUACGAAGAGGAAUUGUUGACGCAUUUAUCUCCGAGUGUCAAGACACAAAGGCAGGGUCAUUUUUAUCUUUAGAUGAUGCUUUAACAGUCAAGUUAUUAAAUCCAGUUACUGGUCGCCUCCGAGAUACAAAAGCUGGUGAGUUGCUCCCUCUUGAUAAAGCAUUACACAAAGGUUUAAUCAUCACAACACCAUUUAUUCCUUCCUUAAUUGACGUUAUUGUCCAAGAGUAUUAUUCACCGAAGACAGGACUUAUUUUGAAUCCAGUAACUGGAAAUGAAAUGACAGUGGGUGAAGCUUUAUCCUCAGGAUUCGUAGACGGAAGGAUGAUAAAAAUAAAAGAUGAGAGGCAAGAGAAAGCAUUGGCUAUUCAGGAAGCAGAGGAAUUGGGUUUGUUGGAUAUGGAUAAAGGAAUGCUAAACUAUCCUCAUCCAAUGAUGUUGGACCUGGCUUUCGAAAAGGGAUAUAUUUUAAGUACGGUAAAGCCCUGGACUCUGCAAGAAGCUCUAGCACAUCAAAGUUAUGAUCCCAAGACUGGGAUCUUUACGAUCGAUGGUGAGAAUUUCACUUUGGAAGAAGCAAUUGCAAAAGGUCUGAUCAGCCAAGAAAGUUCUUCUAUUAAAGACCCAAGGACGAGUGAUAUCAUAUCAUUAGGAGAUGCAAUCAAACAUGGAUUCAUUGAUCCUAAAAGUGGAACUGCUGUGGAUCCAACAUCUGGUAUUCCUUUGACCUUAAACGAUGCUGUAGAUCGAGGACUCGUUGUUCCAGCGAAUCGCAAAAUAUCUUUGCCUGAAGCAGUUUUUAAAGGAUUUUAUGAUCCCAAGACUGGACAGUUCACCAGUCCAGAAACCCAAGAAAAACUCCCAACGGAUCGGGCGAUUCAGAAGGGAGUUAUUGAUCCAGCGUCUGCUAUCGUGAGAGAUGUCGAUGGUGAAGUAAUCACCUUCCAGAAAGCUAUCAAAGAUAUGAUCGUAGAUCCCAAGGCUGGAACGAUAACAAACAGCAGAGGACAUCCUAUCGAUUUCCGCGAGGCUUUCGAGCAAGGCAUUCUUCUUGAGACAAGAAGACCAAUGAGUUUCAGCGAAGUGAUAUCUAAGGGUAUUUUAGAUGAAAGAAGAGGAACUUUCCUCGAUCCACAAACAGGCAACCAUUUGACAUUGAUCCAAACUAUUCAAAACAAUCUUAUCGACGCAGAUUCUGUCAUUGUUAAAGAUACCAGGUCCGAUUUAUGGAAGAAAAUCACCCUUGUCGAAGCUAUUGAAUCGGGUUACAUUGAUGGUAAGACAGGCCGUGUUAAAGACACAUCAAAAGAUAGAGAAAUUUCCUUGAGUGAAGCCUACGAUACGGGUAUUAUUAUUGAUAAGAAAGCAGCAGUUUCUGUCCAACGAGCUAUUCAUCAGGGUCUGUAUGAAGAAAAAACUGGGAAAAUCAUAGAUCCGAGUACAGGUAGGGGGGUAACUUUGCACGAAGCAAUGAGAAAAUGUAUUAUAAAUCCGGUUUUAGCCUGUUACUGGGAUAAGCGAUCAGAGCGAGUUUUGUCUCUUGCUGAAACUUGCAGAGCUGGGGUAAUUGAUCGAAGAGCUGGAACAUUCAAAGAACCUGGUGCAAACCGUACAAUUUCUCUCGCAACUGCCUUGCAACUUGGAUUGAUCAUUGACAUUGAAAGUGCUGGUUUUAGUUUAUACGAGGCACUUUUAAUGAAUAUGUAUGAUACCUCAAGUGGAAAGUUUGUCCAUCCCUCGACUAACAAAAAACUACUGCUCUCCGAAGCUUGUCAAGAAGAACUUAUCAAUCCACUUACGUCUGUUGUCAAAAAUUCAAAAACUAAUCAGUACAUUCCAUUAUCUGAAGCGAUAUCAACAGGUCUUAUAGACAACAUCCGCGGUACAUACAAUAUUCCGGACUCAUCAGUAGUUAUAAAUCUGCAAGAAGCGAGACAGAAGGGCUUUAUUGUUCCUUUCAUGAAACCUAUUUCGAUAGAAGAGGCUGUGAAGUGCAAUCUGUACCAACCUGAUAGUGGCAAGUUUGUAGAUCCGGUAUCAAAUGAAUUGUACGAUUUACCCCAAGCUAUCGAAAAAAGUUUAAUUGAUCCGGAAACAACAGCUUUGAAGGAUGCGACAACGGGACAGAUCAAGUCACUAUUGGAAGGAAUAGAAGACGGAACUAUUGAAGUUUCAAGAGGUAGAGUUCUUGAUCCUAAAACUAAGAGAACUUAUAAUAUCGCUAUUGCACUGGAACGUGGAUUGCUAGUGACUCUCGAUCAUCCCUUGACCCAGCAGCAAGAGCAGCGAACUUCCAUUGAGUUACAAAAGGCUGCGAUCAAAGAAAAAACGAUCAAAGAAUUCACUUUAGAAGAAGCAAUUAGCUACGAACUUAUCGAUCCGAAAACAUCCGUUGUUAAAGAUCCGAGAACUGGAAGAUUUAUUAGCAUUAGUACAGCGAUAUCCGAUGGCGUCAUCGACCCCACGAGAAGGGGAACUUUCGAGCCCCAGGGAAAAAUAACUCCCCAAAGCGUCAAAUUCGAAGACUUUAGCGUAUUCCUUAGCAAGCCUCUUGCCUUUGAAACGGCAGUGGAAGAAGGACAUUUAGCUUUAGAAACUGGAAGAUUCACCGACCCCAAAACGAAAGAAGUUCUGACUCUGAAAGAAGCAGUCGCUCUCGGAAUGAUCGAUCCCGAUUCCGCUCUGAUCAAAGAUUCAGAGAAGAAGAAGUUAGUCAAACUUGCAGAAGCCUUUAGAAAGGGAAUGAUGGAUGCUGAUAAAGGCAGUGUUUUAGAUACCGCUUCCUCUAAGUUAUACACCUUGUCUAAGGCAGUAGACUCUGGCCUAUUGACGACCCAAAAACAAGGCGUCUCCUUCAUCGAAGCUUUACAAUAUGGACUUUACAAUCCCACAACCGGUAGCUUCCAUGAUCCGUUCGCCGUAACAUCUAUCUUAGACCGGAAACGUUUAACUCUGGUAGAAGCGAUAGACUCGGGCUUAGUAGAUCCGUCCACUACAGUAAUUAAAGAUCCCUCUAGUGGUAGUAUUUUUAGUUUAUUAGAAGCUAUCAAUGAGAACAGGGUAGACGCUGUUGGAGGAAAGUUUGUGGAAGGUACGGAAGAAAAAAGUAUCGACUUCCUCAAGGCCCUGGAGCACGGUUAUGUUGUCGCUGCUGAAGCUAGGCAAGCGGUCGAGGAAAAGUACAAGUUGUGCGACGAACAACUCACAAAACUUCUGCAAUGGAUAUCAGAAGUGGAAGAAAAAUUGGCGAGCCAAGAUGUCGUCAAGGAAGAUAUCGAAGAGCUCAGAAACCAGAUCAAUAUAAUGAAGCAAGUCAAAGAAGAUUUGGACUCCCACACUCGUUCCGUAUCAUCUUGUUUGGAUCAAGUGAGGCAAGUUGUCCUGACUGGAAGUGAUGUCCUCUCCAGUGAUGAAAUAUCCACUUUGGAAAAGAACGGACGUUCCCUGAAAACUCGAUUCGAUAGAGCGUUCGAUCGCACUGACAGACUUCUCAGACGUCUCACUUCUGCAAGAGAUGAGCUCAACAAAUUUAAGAAUGAAGUUUCAUCAUUCUCAAUCUGGCUUGACAAAGCCCGUCGCAUUCUCGAAGACAAGGAGCGUUCCCUCUCGGAUCUGAACAAACUGACCAGCAGCACAGACACUACUCGCGAUUUCAUCAGCGAUGUGAUUGCUCAUCAAGCAGACCUUCGCUUCAUCACCAUGGCAGCUCAGAAGUUUGUCGAUGAGAGCAAAGAGUAUCUCCAGAUUCUGAACGACUUUAGAACCAGUCUUCCUCAGCGUUUGCCACAUAAGGAACCAAUUUCCAGUCAGGAUUCUCCAGUGCGCAGUGAAGUUUCAAUUGUCACUGCUCAGUACAAAGACCUGCUUGCAAGAGCCAAUACUCUCUCCGACAGAUUAUCAGGCGUUGGAGGCAGACAGCGAGAUUACACCGACUCGCUUGAGAAGGCAAAAGCCUGGCUGAGAGAUGUCGAGCCGAAAGUGCACAGAAUUAUAUCUGAACCGAUAUCCGGCGAACCGAAACAAGUCGAGGAUCAACUGAGCAAGGCCAAGGCUUUGAACAACGAAUUCUUGGCUAAUGAGCGUCUGGUCGAGAAUGCUAAAUCCAGUGUUGAAGGACUCUUGCGAUCCUUGGAGGGACAACUGACUCCCACUGAAGCGAGACAAUUAGAAGAACCCGUGAAGAAUUUGGAAGACAAGUACCGACAGUUGAGCAACUCUUUGGCCGACAAGUGCCAGGAAUUAGAAACUGCCCUGGUUAAGAGUCAGGGAGUUCAGGACGCUCUCGAUGGCUUAGUAAUCUGGCUGAACAAUGCCGAGAGUCAAUUCAAGAAUCUCCAGCGACCAGCGAGUCUCCAGAAGGAACGUCUCGAGGAGCAACAGAGUGAACAGCGAGUUCUUCAAGCUGAUUUGGACAGUCAUCGCGCCAGCGUGGAAGCGAUUACAAGCAGCGCUCAAGACCUUCUUCUGAAUUCAAGCAACGCCCGAAUUGCUAAACGCACCGAAGCCAAACUUAAGGACGUGCAGAGUCGAUUUGAGAAGCUGAUGGAGAAAUCUCUUCGUAGAGGCGAAUUCCUCGAUGAAGUCGCUCAAGCUCUGCAUGGCUUUCUGACCGAGAGUGGCAAAUUCGACAGCUGGUAUUCGCACAUGAUCGAGUUGCUUGAAUCCCGAGAUCUCAGUAAACUCGACAUUUCCGAGCAUGAGAGCAAAAUGGCGCAGUUGGUCGACAAACGCGAAGAUCAGCGUGGAAACUUUGAAGAUCUGAUCCGCAAUGGGAAGAACUUGCUCGCAAAGAAGGAAAUCACUGACGCAGCUGGAAUCAGAGACAAGAUCAAGGCUCUCGAGUCACAGUGGAAGGAGUUGAGUAAUCUCUUGGACGAGAAGCAGAGAUUGAGUAAAUCGAGGGCUGAGAGACUUUCCGCUUAUGAAAAAUUGAGGGAUCAGGUUAUUGAUUGGCUGAAUCGUACUGAGAACCGGGUACAGAGACUCCAUCCUGUUGCGGUUGAUUUGGAUAUUUUGAAGAAGCAGAUCGAGGAUCUGAAACCGAUUCAGAAGGAGUACAGAGAUUAUGGAAAUACUGUGGACAAAGUUCACGACCUUGGAAUUGCUUAUGAUAGUUUGUUGAAGGAAAGAGGAGAGAGUCCAACGAGACGUCGUGGAAGUUCUAGUCCCACGAAGCGACCGAGUAUUACUACCCCACUACGCCGAAUGUCACAAGAUGGUCGUUCACCUUCCCCUACUAAGUCAUAUGCAGUUCAAAGUCCGGUCUCUCCAGGUGGCAGCAGCGGAUUUAGCAGCCGACGAUCCAGUCAGGACGGUUUCCACUUGGAAGAGUCAUCCCUGGUGCAACAGCAGCUUUCAGAAAUUAACAAUCGGUAUGGUUUAUUGGGUGUGAGGUUGACCGACAGACAGACGGAGCUGGACAACAUCCGGGAAGAACUGCGCAAACAUCUUGAUAAUUUGAAGACGCUUUCGCAAUUCCUGGACAAGGUUCAACGCCAACUUCCAAAAGAGACAAUUCCAGCGUCCAAGGAUGAAGCAGAUAAAAUGGUCAAGCAGAUCAAGAUUAUCGUCGAGGAGAUGUACGAAAAGCAGUCCUUAUUGGACAGUACAAGAACUCAAGUUCGCGAUCUCGUCCGAAGAAAGAAGGGAGCCGAUGGUGCCGACAGACUCAACGACGAGCUCGAAGAUGUAGCAAGUCGCUGGAAGUCGAUUUCCGACAGAUGCAAGGACAGAAUCAAGUUCUUGGAAGACAUGAAGGAGUUCCACGAUACCCACGAAGCGCUUCACUCAUGGCUGGGUGCCAAAGAAAAAAUGUUAGGUGCCCUCGGACCAAUUUCAUCCGACCCAAGGAUGGUCGCCAGUCAAGUGCAACAAGUGCAAGUUCUGCGAGAAGAAUUCCGAACGCAGCAGCCACAGCUUGACCACUUGGUGCAAGUUGGAGAAAGCAUCCUCUCCCGAAUUUCGACCGACACCGCCGACGGCCAGAAGAUCAGCAACAAAUUACAAAACAUUCUGGAACGCUGGGCUGAUCAGCUCGGAAGAUUGGAUGAACGAGCCCAAAGUUUGGGAGAUGCUGUCGACACUAGUCGUGAAUUUGAUGCUAGUCUUAAUCGUUUACGAGACGCCUUGCAAGGAAUCUCGGACAACUUGGACGAUCUUCCGCUUGACAAGGAUCCCGAGGAACAAUUGCGCAAGAUUGAAAACCUCGAACGUCAGCUCGAAGGUCAGAGACCUCUGCUUGCCGAUGCCGAGGCAGCUGGAGCUCAGUUGUGCGAAGUCCUCAGUGAUCCUGCAUCCAAAUCCGAAAUUCAAGGAAAACUCGCUUCCGUUGAAAAGCUUUACAACAAUCUGCAGAAGAAACUGGACCACAGGAAGGCGGAGAUCGAAGGAAACCUCCGUGAUGGAAGACAAUUCGAAGCCUCUUGCAGCAAAACUCUUGGCUGGCUUGCCGAUGAGCUUGGAAAUAUGUCCGAGAAGUUGCUGGUUUCUGCUGAUCGUGAAAUUCUCCAGCAGCAACUUGACCAUCACGAACCAGUCUACCGAAACGUCAUGGGCAAGGAACACGAGGUUAUCAUGCUUUUGAAUAAAGGGCGCGAUAUUCUCACGAGGUCGCAGAAAACCGAGAACCGAUCUCUUCAGCGCGAUUUGGAUAAGAUGCAGUCACAGUGGGAUCGUUUGAAGAAAGACACUGUCGAGAGACACACGAGAUUGCAAACUUGCCAUGAACACUGCAAGAAGUACUACAGAGCGCAGGAUAUUUUCCUCCCGUGGCUUCGUCAAGCGGAGGACAAACUCGAGGGCUUGAAGCCUGCGUCUUUCAAGCGCAAGGACAUCGAGAAGCAGUUGAAGGAGUUGUCCUCUUUCAGAAACGAGGUCUGGAAACGCUCUGGAGAGUUCGAGAACAACAAGACUCUGGGGGAAACGUUUGUCGGAGCUUGUGAUAUUGAUAAGGAUGUCGUCAAGAAUGAACUCAGUGCCAUGAAGACUCGAUGGGAUAAGUUGAACAAUGAUCUUUUGGAAAGAACCCAGUCGUUGGAGGAUACUGCUAGACAUUUGUCUGACUUCAAUGAAAAUCUGAGGGACUUGCAGCAUAGUUUGCAGAGAUGCGAAGACAAGCUUGCGUCUCAUGAUGCUCUUGGAGGGGCAGCCAAGGAUCCAAAACUUCUUGAUAGAAUAAAGAAUUUGAGAGAAGAAACUGUAAGCUUGAAGAAGCCUCUGCAAGCUGUGCGACUUCAAGCCAACGACUUGGCGAAAGAAGCAGGCGAGCAAGGAAUUGACGCAACCCACUUGCAAGAUGAAGUUGACAAUAUUUCCGACCGCAUUGAUGAUCUCCAGGCAAAACUAGAUGACAGAUGCAAUGAACUUCAGAGCGCAGCAACUGCUGUUGCUCAAUUCACAGACCAUCUCAAGGGCAUCAAUCAAGACCUAGCUAAUCUAGAAAAAGAAUUAGACUCGAUGAAGGCUCCUGGACGAGACAUCAAGACCGUAAGAGGCCAGGUGGAAGAGAUCAACAAAGUAAUCCAAAAGAUCAACAGACUCUCUGACGAUAUCAGCGGUCUUGUCAACUCUGGUGAAAAUCUAGUUGACUCUGGCUUCGCGGCUGAUGCAGUGGCUACCAGAGAUCAAGUCGAGGGUCUCAAGAGACAACUUGGCAAACUUGAUGACCGGUCAAGAAACAGAGAGGAGGAACUGAACGACACCUUAAAUAAACUACAGCAGUUCUAUCAUGCUCACGCCGACGUUAUGGAUGACAUCAAUGACGCGCAAGAUCAAGUCAGGAAGUUCAAGCCUGUCGGCUCAGAAGUCGAUUCCAUCCGCUUACAACAGGACGACUUCAGAGCUCUCAAGUUGCACAAGAUCGAGCCAAUUGCUCGCUCAGUGGACGAAUGCAAUCUCCUUGGUCAGACACUAGUUCAAACCGCAGGUCGGGAUGUUAGCACUAGCAACAUCGAGAAGGAUCUGGACAAGAUGAAUGAACGCUGGAACGAUCUGAAGGAAAAGCUGAACGAAAGGGACAGGAAACUGGACGUGGGCCUUCUCCAGUCGGGCAAAUUUCAAGAAGCUCUUGACGGCUUGGAGAAGUGGCUCACCGACACAGAAGAAAUGGUAGCUAACCAAAAGCCACCUUCAUCAGAUUACAAAGUCGUGAAAGCUCAACUCCAGGAGCAGAAGUUCUUGAAGAAGAUGUUGAUGGAUCGUCAGAACUCAAUGUCUUCUUUGUACAACAUGGGACAAGAGGUUGCAACAGACGCAGACCCGAAGGAGCGUAAAAUUAUCGAAAAACAGCUGACCAAUUUGGUGGGACGAUUCGAUAAAUUGACGGAAGGAGCCGCUGAUCGAAUGGAGGCUCUUGAGCAGGCUAUGGCAGUCGCGAAGGAGUUCCAGGAUAAAUUGGUGCCUCUUGCUAUCUGGUUGGAUAAGACAGAGAAGAAGAUCAAGGACAUGGAACUGGUGCCAACUGAUGAGGAGAAGAUUCAACAGCGAGUCGCCGAACACGAUCUUCUGCACGAUGACAUUCUUUCAAAGAAACCAGGCUUCAGCGAACUCACGGAGAUAGCUAGUCAACUCAUGAGUCUCGUUGGCGAUGAUGAAGCUUCCGCUCUCGCGGAUAAGCUUCAAGAUGUAGCUGAUAGAUAUGCCGCAUUAGUGGAUCGAUCAGAUGCCCUUGGCAAUUUAUUGCAGAGGUCAAGACAAGGUUUGCGACAUUUGGUGCUUACGUAUCAAGAUCUUCAGGCCUGGAUGGAAAGCAUGGAGAGGCGACUUUCCAAGUACCGUGUCUUGGCAGUUCAUACUGAGAAGCUUCUGCAACAGAUGGAAGAUCUCGCUGAUCUCACGGAAGAAGUAUCUUCUCGUCAAACUGAGGUUGACAGCACAACGGAUUCUGGCUUGGAACUUAUGAAGCACAUCUCUAGUGACGAGGCUCUUCAGCUCAAAGACAAACUCGACUCGUUGCAGCGUCGUUACAACGACUUGGUGACUCGUGGAUCCGAUUUGUUGAAACACGCACAAGAAGCAUUGCCCUUGGUGCAACAAUUCCAUGAUAAUCACAACCGUCUCAUGGACUGGAUGCAGGGAGCAGAAGCCGCUUUGCAAUCCGCUGAACCCCGCGAGGAUGAAAUCAUCAGAUUAGAGAUGGAGAUUUCCGAGUACAGGCCCGUCCUUGAUAAAAUCAAUGCCGUGGGACCUCAACUUUGCCAGAUUUCACCCGGGGAAGGUGCUGCCACGAUUGAAGGUUUGGUGACAAGAGACAACAGGAGAUUCGACGCUAUCGCUGAGCAAAUUCAGCGGAAGGCUGAGAGAAUUCAGAUCAGCAAACAACGAUCCACGGAAGUGAUUGGAGACAUUGAUGAACUUCUUGAUUGGUUCAGAGAGGUGGAUAAUCAACUGAGAGAAGCUGAGCCUCCAAGCAGUGAGCCGGAAAUCAUCAGGGUUCAACUGAAGGAGCACAAGGCUCUCAACGACGAUAUCUCUAGUCAAAAGGGACGUGUCCGUGAUGUGAUUUCGACAGCUAAGAAAGUCAUUCGUGAGAAUGCUCAACACGAGGAUACUUCCACGAUCAGAGACAAGAUGGAGGACUUGCGAGAAACAAUGGAAAUCGUCUCGGCUCUAUCAGCUGACAGAUUGGGAGCUUUGGAACAAGCUCUGCCCCUAGCGGAACAUCUGCGAGAUACUCAUCUUGGUCUGAUCAGUUGGCUCGAAGAAGCUGAACAGCAAGUGGCGAUGUUGCCAAUGCCAGCAUUACGUCCAGAUCAAAUCGCAGUUCAACAGGACAAGAAUGAAUUGUUAGUACAGAGCAUCAACGAACACAAACCACUCGUGGAGAAACUGAACAAGACUGGAGAAGCUUUGAUUAAAUUGUGCAAUGACGAAGAAGGGGCCAAGGUGCAGGAUAUUUUGGACAACGACAAUGCUCGUUAUGCAGCCUUACGUGCAGAACUCCGAGCUCGUCAACAGGCUCUUGAGCAAGCUCUCCAGGAAUCCUCUCUCUUCUCAGACAAAUUGGAAGGAAUGCUCCGCGCUCUGACUUCAACAGCCGAUCAAGUCAAUGGAGCUGAACCAAUCAGCGCUCAUCCGCCAAGACUGCGUGAUCAAAUGGAAGAGAAUGCUGCUCUCGCCGAUGACCUGGCUCAAAGAUCCGAGGCGUUCGCCGCGGUCAAGAAGGCUGCCGACGAUGUUAUCAGCAAAGCAGGAAACCGAGCUGAUCCAGCCGUCAAGGACAUCAAGCGCAAGCUGGAGAAGCUCAAUAAAUUGUGGUCCGAUGUUCAGAAAUCGACCAAUGACAGAGGUCUUACUUUAGAUGACACGCUCGCUGUCGCUGAGAAGUUCUGGUCAGAGUUGAACGGAGUGAUGUCUACUUUGCAAGAACUCCAAGAUGCUUUGGCUGGCCAAGCUCCGCCUGCUGCUCAACCUGCUGCUAUUCAACAGCAACAAGUUGCCCUGCAGGAGAUCCGACAGGAGAUUGAUCAGACGAAACCGGAUGUUGAACAAGUGCGGCAGUCUGGUCAGGAGUUGAUGGGACUCUGCGGCGAGCCUGACAAGCCUGAAGUGAGGAAGCACAUUGAGGAUUUGGAUCAAGCUUGGGACAAUGUCACAGCACUUUAUGCAAGACGUGAGGAGAACUUGAUCGAUGCUAUGGAGAAGGCGAUGGAGUUCCACGAAACUUUGCACGAUCUUCUGGAAUUCUUGGGAGAAGCAGAGAAGAAAUUUGCGAAAAUGGGACCGCUUGGUAGCGAUAUUGUCGAGGUGAAGAAACAGAUUCGACAGUUGGCAAACUUCAAGGCUGAAGUGGAUCCUCACAUGGUUAAAGUCGAAGCUCUCAAUAGGAGUCUGACAAGACAAGCUGCUGAACUCACAGAAAGAACAUCAUCCGAGCAAGCACAGGCAAUUAAAGAACCCCUGGGAGCUGUCAAUCGACGCUGGGAUGCGUUGCUGAGAGGAGUUGUCGAAAGACAAAGACUUUUGGAAAACGCUCUUCUUCGUCUUGGUCAAUUCCAACAUGCCCUUGACGAGCUUCUUGUCUGGAUUGACAACACCGACAGAACUCUUGAUGAACUCAAACCAGUGGCUGGCGAUCCUCAGGUCAUAGAAGUUGAGCUAGCGAAGCUAAAGGUUUUGGUCAACGACAUCCAGGCACAUCAAACAAGUGUCGACACUCUCAAUGACGCUGGAAGACAACUCAUCGAAGAUGGAAAAGGCACCGCAGAAGCAUCAACCACUGCCGAAAAACUUGGAACCCUCAAUCGUCGUUGGCGAGAUUUACUCCAGCGUGCCGCUGAUCGUCAAAGGGAAUUGGAAGACGCCUUACGAGAAGCGCAGUCCUUUACUGCCGAGAUUCAAGACCUGCUCUCUUGGUUAGGUGAAGUUGACAACAUGAUCGUCGCCUCGAAACCAGUCGGAGGAUUGCCAGAAACCGCUUCAGAACAACUCGAAAGGUUCAUGGAAGUCUACAACGAGCUGGAACAUAAUAGACCGAAAGUCGAAACUGUACUUCAACAAGGUCAGGAAUAUCUGAAACGCGCCGGAGCUUCGAGUGCUGGAGGAUUGAACCAGAACCUGAGGACUUUGAAGCAAAGGUGGGACAAUGUCACUGCCAGGGCGAGCGACAAGAAGAUCAAGUUGGAAAUCGCCCUCAAGGAAGCGACCGAGUUCCAUGACGCACUCCAAGCGUUUGUUGAUUGGCUCACAAACGCGGAGAAGGUCCUGACGAAUUUGAAACCGGUUUCGAGAGUCAUGGAAACGAUUCUCGGCCAGAUAGAAGAACACAAGGCAUUCCAGAAAGACGUUGGUGUUCAUCGUGAGACAAUGUUGAACCUGGACAAGAAGGGAACUCACUUGAAGUACUUCUCGCAGAAACAGGACGUGAUUCUGAUCAAAAAUCUUUUAAUCAGUGUCCAACACAGAUGGGAACGAGUCGUUUCUAAAUCUGCAGAAAGAACAAGAGCUCUGGAUCAUGGUUACAAGGAAGCUAGAGAGUUCCACGACGCUUGGUCUAAUAUGAUGAACUGGUUGGAAGAUACUGAGAAGACUCUGGAUGACGUUGCAGCUGAUGGACUCGGCGGAAACGAUCCUGAGAAGAUCAAGUCUCGUUUGAAUAAACAUCGCGAGGUACAGAAGGCUCUGAGUUCCAAGCAAGGAACUUAUGACACAACAAUGAAGAACGGUAAAAUCCUCAAGGACAAAGCACCAAAGACAGAUGAACCAGCCUUGCGAGAACUUCUGAACGAACUGAAGAACAAGUGGACGACUGUUUGUGGCAAAUGCGUCGAUCGACAAAGGAAACUGGAAGAGGCUCUUCUCUUCUCUGGUCAGUUCAAGGAUGCGAUUCAAGCUCUGUUGGACUGGCUGCGAAAAACAGAGAAGCAGCUGUCAAAUACUGGUCUGCUCCAUGGAGAUCUCGACACUGUCUCUAACCUCGUCGAGCAGCACAAGAACUUCGAGAGAGAUCUUGAAUCUCGCGCUUCACAAAUGGAUUCUGUGACCAAGACGGGAAGAGAACUUGAAUCUAAAGCAACUUUAGAAGACGCUUCCUUGAUCAGACAACAACUCUCGGAACUGCACAGUCUCUGGAAUACGGUGACUCGUUUGUCUUCCAGCAAGUCUGCUCGAUUGGAAGAGGCACUUCGGGAUGCUGAGCGUUUGCACAAGGCCGUUCAUGUUCUUCUGGAAUGGCUCAGCGAUGCCGAAAUGAAGUUGCGAUUCGCUGGACAGUUCCCUGAAGACGAACAGGAUAGCAGAAAUCAACUGAUGGAUCAUGAGAAGUUCCUCAGGGAAUUGAAGACCAAGGAGGUUGAGAAGGACAGUACUCUUGAAUUGGCGCGUACAAUUCUUGCUAAAGCUCAUCCAGAUGGCGCUGCUGUGAUAAAACACUGGAUCACAAUCAUCCAGUCAAGGUGGGAGGAAGUUUCAACCUGGGCCCACCAGAGGAACCAAAGACUCGAGGAUCACAUGCGAGGACUGCAGGAUCUUGAUAAUCUUCUGGAAGAACUGCUGGCAUGGCUCGAAGGCUUGGAGAAUACUUUGAUCACCUUGGAAGCUGAACCACUGCCAGAUGAUCGUCCAACUUUGGAGAUGCUGAUUGCUGACCACCGCGAAUUUAUGGAAAACACAAGUCGCAGACAAAAUGAAGUCGAUCGGGUCUGCAAGGCUCGUCAGAUCAAGCCCAUCACGAAGGAUAAUCGCAAGAUGUCGAGAUCUAAACCAUCACUUAUCUGUAAGGAUCAUCAUCAAGAUUGUGAUCAUGACCAUCAACCACUUCGUAGGCAAAGCUUCAAGGGAAGUCGAGAUCUAUCCCAGCCGUUGCAACGUGGAAGCCGAGCCAGCCCAGGUCGCGAGAGAACUCCAGAUCCUUCAUUGCCUCAUAUUGGUCCGCGCUUCCCACCGAAAGGAAGCAAAGGGGCAGAGCCUGAAUUCCGAAAUCCAAGAGUCAAACUUCUUUGGGACAGAUGGCGCAAUGUUUGGUUCCUCGCGUGGGAACGUCAACGUCGUCUUCAGGAUAAACUUAACUAUAUCGACGAAUUGGAACGUGUGGCCAACUUUAGUUGGGAAGAUUGGCGUAAGAGGUUCUUGAAAUUCAUGAACCACAAGAAAUCUCGUCUAACGGAUCUUUUCCGCAAGAUGGACAAAAACAACGACGGUCUUAUUCCGCGAGAAGAUUUCAUCCAAGGAAUUAUGAACACCAAAUUCGAUACAUCUCGAUUGGAAAUGGGAGCCGUUGCUGAUCUUUUCGACCGUCAUGGCGAAGGUUUGAUCGACUGGAAGGAAUUCAUAGCAGCUUUGAGACCAGACUGGGAAGAAAGAAAAACUUACCACGACACAGAUAAAAUCCACGAUGAAGUCAAGCGACUCGUCAUGUUGUGCACAUGUAGACAGAAAUUCAGGGUCUUCCAAGUCGGUGAAGGGAAAUACAGGUUUGGCGACAGUCAAAAACUUCGUCUCGUCAGAAUUUUGCGAUCAACAGUCAUGGUUCGUGUUGGUGGUGGCUGGGUUGCUUUAGAUGAAUUCCUAUUGAAGAAUGACCCCUGCCGAGCCAAGGGAAGAACAAAUAUUGAGCUGCGGGAAAACUUCAUAUUGGCGGAUGGUGUUAGCCAGUCUAUGACAGCGUUCAGAUCCAAACCAAGCCCUACUUCGACUCUUCAGCGCACGCAAAUGUCCUCUGCCGGACCAAUCACCAAGGUGAGAGAACGAAGCGCUCGCAGCGUGCCUAUGGGAACAACACGAGCUUCGCGAACAUCUUUAAGUGCAGGAACACCGGAUAGUCUCAGUGACAAUGAGACAUCUUUCAAAACCCCAGUGAGAAAGACAAGUACGUCUUACAGAAGUACACUAACACCAGGUGGAAGUCGACCGUCCAGCAGACCAGCUUCGAGACCAGCUUCAAGGCCUGCGAGUCGACCUGGUAGCAGACCAGCUUCCAGACAGGGCAGUCGAUAUGGAUCUUCACAGUCGCUAGAUAGCACCGAUGAUUCUGGAACACCAAGUCGCAUCCCUAGGAGAACUGUCGGAACAAGUGGCAAUACUCCAACUUCAAGUCGACACAAUAGCGUCUCUGGAAAGAGAUUAGGAACUCCCAUGAAUGGUUCCAGUUCACGGCCGCGUACACCCACAGGACUGAUUAGUCCCGCAAGCGGAUCAGCUUCAAGCCGCUCUAGGAUUCCUGUCUAUGUCGGGCCGGAAAUAAAAUCCCCUCAAUCUACGACCAGCAAUUUUUCGACUCAUUCUACACAAAGCAAUCAUUCUACAAUUUCUACUGACUCCAAUGGGAGCAGCUCUGCCCGCACGAACUCAACAACUAAUAUUCCACUGGCUAUCAAGCACAAUAGAACAAAGACACCAUCCAGUGGAACCAGCACGCCUCUACCUCCGUCAUCGAAGCUGCAGAGGAAACCCUCCGGUGCUUCAGACUCCUCCGUAUCGACGCCCAUUCCACGAAAAGGAAAGCCCACGCCAAUUGAACAGCGGGCGCCUUUCCGAUUAUAACCUACUUAUAAACAUUAUUAAUUCCUUGCGGAAUCCCGAAAUUUAAAAGGGAGAAGAUAGUCACGCUUUGCAUAACUGUACAGUCGAUAAGAUUUUAGACAUAAUCUUUAACGAAUAACACUUAAAAAAAUUCGAUGCUCGAAACAUAAUCGGUAUAAACGUCAGAUUUUCUAUCCAGAUGUAACGCCUUUUGCGCGUUUCAUCGUUGUUACUCUCGUUUCCCACUCAUUCCCUCGUUUUUUCCCAGAAAAAUGUUGUGACGAUUAGGCUGAUCUUACGAUGUAAGUAAAUCUUAAGAACCUAAAUCUUAAGAGACAUUAUUUAUGUAUAAAUACACCGAGGCAUAAUUUAUGAAGAGUACUUUAUAAGAAUCUCGUUAAUUGUACUGAAGAGUUUGUGAGGAUAAUUAUGUAAAAAGAGAAGAAACUAAAGCAGUCACUGCGAGCUUUAUGAAGCAUAUAUUAUUUAUUAUAGAAGCAAAAUAAUUGGACUUAAUCGAGUUUUAUUAGCAUCGUCGCCAAUCAAAUUUCACAGAACCAGUGAAAGAAAAUUUGGCGUUUAAUUGUUUUGAAGAAUUGUUUCAACUCGAAGGCGUAUUUUUACAGUGAAACUGCGAUUAACAAGAAAGGACGAAGUGGUGGAGCAUCGCAGAGCAGUUUUCGCGAAGUCAGUCGGGGGUAAUUUGAACAUCAAAAUUUGACAUCGACUUUGCGGCGAAGGGUCUGCGAGCCUCGGCAGCGUCGUUAAAAUGAUUUAACAAUAUUAAUUUGUUCGAUGCGUAUCGAUAAGUUUAGGUUGCCUAGAUUUACUCAUUUUUAUAAACUGUAAUAUUAUUAAUGCUAGACAUUGUAAGUGUUUAUACUAUAUUUGCAUAUUUAUAGAGUAUUAUUUAAUGCCGUCGUUUUCUCUCCGCUCCUCUCAUUCCUCGGACGGGAAGUCUGAACUAUUUUUUCUUUUCUUUCUCUUUUUGUAUUUAAGAGAGCAAAUGGAUAUCUAAUAUCCACAAAGGCUCGUCGUCAGCUUCUUUCGAGACUUGCUCAAAGGACGAGAUCAGAUCAUGUUGAUGGGGAGCGAAAUUUUGUCAGAGGGAAGAGAAUGUUUUUCUGUAAAUAUUGGUUGAUUCUCUUACCCAUUGCGUCCCUUGCCUUGUUUAAAACUUUCGUCCGGCGGUGAUGAGUACAACUUGUACCGCGGAAAGAUAUACGAAAAAUCAAACUUAGGCUUACGUUUGUACGGCACAAAACUUGUAACGGUUGUUUUUGUUUGACGUUCGUUUGUAAUUCCAUGGAUAGCGUGGAUUCCUGUGUGUUAUGAUGAUACAACGUACAAGGCUCUUUAGGUAGACUAUGCUUUGUUAAGGCCUCGUCAGGUCUCGCAUCAAGCCCAUAAAAAGACAUUUCCAUUUUUUUUUACAUUAAAAUGCAAUUAAUGUAACUUGACGGAAAAACUCUCCGUAAUGUAAUAAUCUAAUGUGAUUAAUGUAUUAACAAACUACACGAUAAUUUCUUUUUGUUUUCGCCUCUGUAAAAUUCUGUAUCGUCGCUAAUAAUGCUGUGAAGAAAUAUACAUAUAUAUGUGUGUAUAUAUACGCAUGUAUGCAAAUAUAUAUAUCUAUAUUGACAAAUAAA
This is a messenger RNA of Belonocnema kinseyi, 22491 nucleotides long. It is a transcript of the gene shot, whose product is annotated as dystonin. Gene Ontology annotation, cellular component: cytoplasm; membrane; intermediate filament. NCBI's taxonomy places the organism in Eukaryota, Metazoa, Arthropoda, Insecta, Hymenoptera, Cynipidae. Gene Ontology annotation, biological process: intermediate filament cytoskeleton organization; wound healing. The transcript has 23 exons. The record is from RefSeq and is a predicted model, not a curated record. Gene Ontology annotation, molecular function: calcium ion binding; microtubule binding; structural molecule activity. The coding region runs from base 14 to 20863 and encodes 6949 amino acids.